CGUGUGGAUACAAACGAACAAAUUAACGGCCUACUUCGAACGACGUCGUGAUAAAAUCUUUCGUGUGGAUUUGUUUUUGUUUAGUACUGUACCUCCUGCGGUUAGUUUACGAACUACCCCUUCAUAUCUUUCCGUUAAGACUUAAUGCAACAACGCUUUGGAAGUCGAUAGUUCGACAAAGAAAAAGACUAGCAUGUUGUGCCGGUGCACUCCCACUCCGCCCGCGCCUCCUCCUGGUCUCCAGCAAUUGAGGUAGAGUGUGCAGCGCAGAACUGCUAGUAGACCCCAACUGCAGAACCUCUUGGAGGUCCGUUUGAAUAAAGUAGGACGAGAGCCAGCUAACAACUAUGGGCGAGCGGCAGCAGCGGAUCCGGGAUCCGCGGUCGGUGCCGCUCACAGGGGUGGUUGUUCCAAGCGGGGAAGGAAAUCAGCAGGACUCUGUGGCGGCGAGGACAUCCGGUGAAAGUAAACUAGCAAACGUCGACGAUUCCUUGCCGCCGAAGAGAAAAGUAUAUCUCGUUUUAUUUAAGUGUUGUGCAGGUACUAUGUGAAUGUGCAUGAGCAUGUGGCAGAAAAAAGAGAUGAAAAGAAAUGUUGAUGCAAUAAAUGCGUUCACAUCUUCCACACCCAGUUGCCACAUUUGUACUAAACGCAGAAACAUUUAUUUCGCCACAGGUGAUUUUGAUCACUCUCGCCAUGUUCUCUGGGUACGCUGCGACUAUGCAUUGCAAAUAUGUCUGGGUCUGGAAGGAUGCAAGGUUUGUCAUGCUUUUCUGGCAUGACUGAAGAGUUUGUGAUGUGUGUCCAAGAAGACACACUUUCGUUUGUUAUGCAAAACGCAGCUUGGCAUGCGGAAAGCGCAACACUAAGCAGCGCAAAUAUUUGUCAUGCUUGGCUGUGCAUUACAGAGAGUUCACUACUCGCAACUCAGCAUUACAAGUUUCCAGACCCAGACAUAUUUGCAAUCCAUAGCGACCGUGACGAUGCAACACGAGCUGCAACUGCACUUGAAAAUUCCCAACGACCCAAAUUCACCCGAGAAAAAAGCCUUCACGAUCGCCGUUACCUGCCAAUACCUGGGCAACCUGAUUUUCCGGCUGGGGCACAACGUCUUCUACUGUUUGUCCGCCAGUCAGCGGGUGUCGCUCUCCCAACUGGCUAUGAUGGUGGCCAUGUCCUUGAUUCUCCUCCUCUUCUACUAUCCGAUCAGUAGCUUCGUGCUGCUCUCGCCCCUGUAUCAUGAGUAAAAACGGCCCCACCCCAUAGUCAAGAUGGGAAAUUUGCUACAGAAAUUGCUAAGCUUUGACUGGCGCGCAUGACAAAUUUUUGGGGCUCGCAAUUUAUAGUCGUUUUGAGCUAGUGCAGCAGCGUUACAGAUCCACCUUGUGAUGCUGAGUCGAGCAUGACAAACACAAAUCUUAAAUCACCACUAGAAAACGCCUCUCAUGUUGGGUCUCCGCAUAAGAAACAUUUUAAAAAGCAUGCGGAUUUGCAUUACAACUUUGCGGUGGGGACGUUUUUGUACAGGAUACCCUGUCCAUCGUGAUUAUCGCGUACUUGCUCUCCGGUUUGGCCAUCGGGACGUUUGAAUCCAACUGCAUGGCGAGUCUGGCGAUUCUAGGACCGAUAUCACCUGCAACUAUGUUUGGGUCUGGAAGAAAGCGGACACUUUUCAUGCAUAUUUUGCAUCCGCAGGAGGGUCUAUCAUGCGUGCAGAGCAGGUGCAUGACAAAUGGCACUUCUACUCUGCAUGAGAAGUGCUCUCUCCUGGACGCAAAACCACACAUGACUCACUGACUAUGCAAGUCAGAGUUCCUUUUUUUUCUUUCAAAAUGAGCAUGACAUCCUCCCAGACCCAGACAUGUUUGCAAUGCAUAACCGAACACGAAGCUGUGGGCGGUGAUUGGCUUGCCGUUGGGCUUCAACAUUAUCUCCGUCGGGGGAAUGGCGCUGCUGUCUUUCGGCAUGCCGCGGUACGGCGUGUAUCUGUUUGUUCUGGUGAUGAACUUCUUCGGUUUCUUACUGUACAAGUGCGGACUGCCGAAGGGGGUGCACAUCGACAGAAGUGUAGUUCUUGUUCCCAAUACGAUUACGAGCAGCACUGGAGAUCAUGACCAUGCCACCAAUUUCGUCGAGAGCGCAGUACCAACAUCUUCGUAUGCGGUAAGAACUACUGGUGCACGUGAAGACCAGUCAGCAAUGGGAAACCGGCAACAGGAUCAUGGUGCUCAUAUCACGACCGAAGUUGCAGCGGCCAGGACCACUACUUCUUCCCCUGUGGAUUUGGAAGCCGUGCCAGGUGCUGGGGUGGUAUUACAAUGAAAAAUGCCACCACCCCAACAUAUUCAAAAGACAAUUUGUGUUGCUGGAUUUGUGUACACAAAUGAUCUUUGUAUUGCAGCAAGAACUUCUUGUCAACCUAUUCUAAGCCCAUUUGGGUACGCAUCCGGCUAGCAGCUCCUGAGCAUGAGAAACAGGUCUGACGUAGGCGAAAACGCAUGACAGACUCGCUGCACAGUGCGCCACAUGGGUGCCGGUUGCCUUGUGCGCAAGGCAAAGCUGAUUUGUGUUCACAAAUCAGCAUCACAAAUUCCUUUUCGAUAUGGGGAGUGGGGAUUUUUCCUUACGAUAGGCGGUCCGCUUUAACGACGCAGUGAUAAGUCGGAGAAGUGGUGCUGGGUGUUGUGGCAAAGCAGUGCGGCAGGGGAUAAGAAGUACUUACUUACUACUUUUUUCAGCAUCUGUCGCAAAUAAAGUUUCAUUUUGUCACACGAUAUUAUGGCCAUUUUGUACUUCGCCACCUUCCGUCUGGCGAUCAAACAUUCUUGCAAUUAUUUGAAGACCACACAAAAACAUCUCUCUCCACCGCAGGUCUGUGCAACUAUCUCCCAAAAGUUCUCCCGCACUCCCUCGCGCUUCUCGUGGCCAUGUUUGGCGUAUGACAGGGCACAACUCGUCCCCCUCGUUCUCAUUUCUCAUGCAAAAUACCAACUCCACGCUUUAUUCCCUCCUGUCACUAUUAUGCAUGACAAGUUCAGGUAGCCUAAGAAAAUAGCACUACACUCCAGUGCAAAUUUGUCAUGCAAGAAAACCGGCAUGCUUGCUGAUGUGUUUCUUGCCGUUCAUGCUAUACAAAUGAGGGGCACGAGGGAAAGUUGUGCACUGUCAUAUGGCGUCGCUUCCUGCACUGGGAUUACCACGAACAUUUUUAGCGGAAAGAAGGUCCCUAGGCAAGAAAAAAACUGUGUAAGUGUAAGUCUGUGAUGCAAAGGUAUGUAACACAAUUAUCACUUGUCAUGCUACCAACCAUGAAGUCCUAUUUCAUUUGUUUUUUCACUUACUAGCUGCGCAUGACAGGUCUUGUCAUGCAGAACAGAUUUGUCGUGCCGUCACCUCAAGACACCUACACUAACACAGCUUUUUUUUUUUGGAUAGUCCCGCUGUUCGCCGACACUCCCGACUCCGCUUUUCUCAUCGACCAGCACUUAUUUUUGUCCAUCCUGAACGCGUUUGUGUUCCUGGGCGACAGUAUUGCAAUGAAAAAUGUCCGCCCCACGACCCGAGUAGAACUUGGCAGCAUUUGUAUUGCAAACCUCUCCCGUGGAAAUAGUUGCCAUCUUGCAUGUAUCAGCAUCAUAAAUUUUAUUCAAUGCUGAACAGCUGAAAUUUCAAUUUGCGUUGCAAAGGAACGCAGCAAGAACUCGCCGGCCCUGUGAUGCAAAACAUGCCUAGCGCAGUCUAAGUUCUGCUGCACCAGAAAGACUCUUAGUCCUUUCAUGCAUAGAUAAAAAGUUUUUCACUUGAAAACCUUAUAUGCAUCAGAAAAUUUUUUUGCUGCAACUAUGAGGGUCCUCGUGCGGGCGCUUUCCAUUGUGACAGAGAGCGUAAGCAGAAAGAUCGCCUACUUGAUCCCCGCGUUUCCGAAAACAACGAGUGCGGAAGUAGAAACUGGCGCAGAAGAAAAUCCUGUGGCAUCGAUGUCAACAUCAAGACGGAUAAAUCGGAAGAUUUUUCUGCGGCAAAUCAUCCUCCUGCUUUUCUUCAACGUGUUCUGCACUCUCUCCGGGCUGUAUUUUCUCUCCCUGAAAAUGGGCUUCUUCGCGAUUAUCGGAGCUUUCCUGAUUUUCUACGGUAACGUAUCCUGAGAGACAACGUCCCCACCUCAUAGUCAAGAAAUGGGAAGUUUGCAGCUACACAAACCAACAGCGUUUGGCUGUUGCGCGUGUCAAAUUCGUGCUCGCAGCGUGAGAUUACGUAGCUAUUGAAGCUGCAUCACAAUUUGAUCCUUUCUAUUCUGAUAAUUUUAAUUGUAGUAUGACAAACUGCCAGACAGCACGAAGAAAUGCUUAUCAUGAGAAGCAUUUGAGGCUUGCAGAUUUCUUUGCAUGGCAAGAAUUCUGGGGCAGGGGCGCCUUUACAUCGGAUACAACGGCUCAGUCUACGCGACGACCACCCGGUUUGUCGACAAGCAACUCGCUAUGGAGUUUCACGUUCGGGCACUGUCCGUCUGGCUUUUCGUCGGCGAUUUGGGGAGCGUUUCCGGGAGUAGUUUGACGGAUGUGUUUCAUCGGCACUUGUGCGGCUGCGGGAGUGUGAAGCACUACUGGAUUUGCAAGUGAUCGAUGUUGUUGUGCGUCGAAGCCUGAUCUGGGAAAGAAAUGCUCACAACCGCGAGCUCAUCCGCGAAGGCGAACUCAUGAUUUAAACUCGCCACACCCUGUUUUAAGUAUCUGUCUCAGACAGAGUGAGCUGCUUUGACUCUUCGAAGAUCCCAAUGUUCUUGCGUGGUCGUGCCUACGUUAUGCUGGUAUGUUGAUAUGUCAGCACCGGAGGUGUAAGUGCUUUUACAAAAGUUUCGCACUGUAAGAUUUUUCAACGCUCCGGAUGGCGUUCAUGAUUCGCCCACCGUUGUAGUGUCAGGACGAUCGUCAUGAUGAUCCUGCUGCUGCUCACAGGUGUGAGUCUUGUUCUCCUCUCGCCUCGAUCAUCUAUAUUUUUGUCUACAUCAACAUCUUCAUGCCCCAAUGGCGGCGACAGAUUAUCUUUUACAAACAGAAACAUAAAAGGUGCCUCCCGUUCUCCCCUCUGAGCGAGAUCAUGGAGAGCUAGCAGAGGAG
This is a messenger RNA of Amoebophrya sp. A120, 5117 nucleotides long. The record is from the annotation of a GenBank genome assembly. NCBI's taxonomy places the organism in Eukaryota, Dinophyceae, Syndiniales, Amoebophryaceae.